Molecule: messenger RNA, 3965 nt
Organism: Doryrhamphus excisus (bluestripe pipefish)
Lineage: Eukaryota; Metazoa; Chordata; Actinopteri; Syngnathiformes; Syngnathidae
Gene: tjap1
Product: tight junction associated protein 1 (peripheral)
Biological process (GO): Golgi organization
Cellular component (GO): trans-Golgi network
Source: RefSeq, a predicted model, not a curated record
UUCAGACACUUCCUGCUGCGUGCAAACCACAACGCAGCAUCGGGUCGCCACAAGGCGUCCCUGACGCAUCUCUUUCGGCGUCUGACAGUGAGCUGGACGUCUCCAGCUUGUCCAGCUUGGAGUUUUCUAUUUCGCCCCCGCGGCGCUUCAGCUUUCAGAGCCGCCAUGCAGAGAUUAGCAACCGCGUGACAAGCGGCUCGACGACACGGCAAAACGCCAGGAGACGCUGUGCGGACAAACAGACCCCGAAUCGAGCGCCCAUUCCCCCCAAGAGCAUCCUGAAGAAGCACGUUCCCCUGGGGGUGCAGCACCACUAUGAUGUCAUCAGGAAGUCCAAGUCAGUGGAACUGUUGGACGGCAGCACGGGGCAGGACACCGGCUGUGUCCCGACUCGCUCUUUAGACGGGGGGCCGGCCUCCAAUGUGCGGCGCUCGUCCAGUGUGCGGCGCUCAUGCAGCCCGCCUUUACCCCGAAGUAGCAAACACUUGAAGUGGAACAUGCACUUCCUGGAAGAGAAGGUUCGCUUCUCCAGCUUUCUGGAUGAAAUCACCUGCCGCGUCCUGAGCCCCGCCCACCUCACAAUGCUUGGCAAGGAGGCCUCCGGAGUGCGUGGAAGCCCCGCCCCUCAGCAUCACAGCCACACCCAGAAGAAGCAGCACCCGGCGGAGUGCAAGUCAGCGCACCGCCGGGAGCGUUGGGAUGGGUGGGUGGCAGCACUGCAGCAGUCGGAGCGCUUCAAGCCUCGAAGGAGGGAGACCCCCGAAUCCCGGGAAGCUAUCACAAAGGGGGCGGGGCAUGUAGAGGAAGUGGUGAAGGUAAACGGAGGAGAAAAGUUGGAUUGUCGACAGACAGAUGAUCACAAACACGGACUUCCGCUUACUAAACAGGAUGUAGUGUCACGUACUAAGGACGUUUUAUCUGAUUCCGACCGCAUCAGAAUCCUUCAGCAGCAGAAUGAAGAUCUGCGCCGACGCCUUUCUCUCUCCACUCACAAGAUGGAGGCCAUGGAGGCGGAGUUUGAUGGUGGCCGCCAUUACAUGGAGGCGGAGCUAAGUCGAACCAGAGAGGACCUCGACAAGAUGAGGGACAAGUUUCGCCGACUCCAGAACAGCUACACGGCGUCUCAGAGGGCCAAUCAGGACUUGGAGGAGAAGCUUCAUGCUCUGGCUGCCGUCAGUCAGACCUGGGUCCAUGCACUACGCAAGGUGGAGAGGGACAAGAAGACCAUGGACCAGGAGAUCGUGGAGCUCACCAACAAAUUGCUGGAGGCCAAGAACACCAUCGACCACCUGGAGGAGCUUAAUGAACGUUACCGGCAGGACUGCAACCUCGCCGUUCAGCUGCUCAAGUGCAACAAGUCCCACUUCAGGAACCACAAGUUUGCCGAUCUGCCCGCGGAGUUGCAGGACAUGUUGAACAAACACAUGAAGAGCAGCCUACCAGAGCGAAGCCCCGCCCCCUCUGGCCAGGACCCGGACACGCUCAGUUUGACGCCGUCCGAUGUGGUCCCCACCUCCGUCAUCGCUCGCGUGCUGGAGAAACCCGAGCCGCUGCUUCUGAACUCGGCCCAGUCCAGCAGCUGCGGCUGGCCCGUGGCGGAGGACGUCUUUGUGCAUGUGGACAUGACGGGCCCGCAGGCGGCGCCCGCAGAGGGACGCGGUCGUGACGAGGGCGGCGACGAGGACACGGCCACGCUCAACGGCUCGUGUCAGAGCCAAAGCAGUCUAGACGUGGGCGAGGAGGCGGGCGGCACGCCGUCCUUCGACAAGCUCAACCCGUACCCACCGCCGCCACCGCCCAACCCGCUGUACCCGGGUCGCAAGGUCAUCGAAUUUUCCUCAGACGACAAAGUGAAGAUCCCCAAGAACAGCCCGCUGCCUAACUGCACCUACGCCACGCGCCAGGCCAUCUCGCUCAGCCUGGUGCAGAACGACGACCCGCCUCACGGAAGCCCCACCCUCUCAGGCGGCGGACGGAUUCAGCCCUCGAGGCAGGACGCCGGUGUGGAGCUGCCAUCCAACCAAUCUAGCCCCUUCAGCAGCCCCCCACAGGCACCCAGCGUUCUCACUAGCUCCGGCAGCUCGGAGGAGGAUCUUCUGGCCAACUGGCAGCGUGUGUUCGUGGACAAGAUGGCCGCGCAGCCGCAGCAGGCGGCGGGCGCGGCGGCCUCGUCGGAGCGCCAUCGAGCGGCGUACUCCGAUGGCGAGGAGGGGUCGUCCGCCCACAGCUGGACUCCAAGCCGCGGCUCCAGCCUCGACACCGACACUGACACGGAGCCACGCCCCUACGGGAGGGGCCAGUACGGCGGCAGCGGCGACUCUGUGGACGGUGGCGAGCGGCUCCUGAUGAAGCUGGAUGAAGACGGCGGUAGCGGGGACACCGCGGUCGCGAUGACGACGCACCACGCCGACGCACGCCGGGAAGAGGAGGAGGAGGAGCGGGAAGUCCCUCCUCGCCUCCUGGACUUUGACUCCGCCUACGCUGCGGCGGCUCUGCCGCGACCUCACAGGAGUCCCAAGAGGAUGGGCGUGCAUCACCUGCACCGCAAGGACGGCCUGAGCCACGCCCACCAGCACCUGAUGGACUGAAGCCCCGCCCACCCAGGUUAGACGUCACACCCACCCAGGAUACAGCCAUACGUGCACACGCUUUCCGUGCCUAACAUCUGCUACCACGUCAGGUCAAAGGUCAGACACAGUCAUCAUCCACUGUGGGGCGGGGCUACCGUUUCUCAUCAAUCACAAAGAAAAAAAAUAAUUUUGAGUACUUUUAUUUGUGUUGCGCACCGCCGCUAACAUGUUAGCGUGCUAGCAUGUUAGCACGCUUGUCUUCUCCUUUUCGUUUCUUGAUGAACUUUUUCUUCCUCACGACGACACGUGAAUGAUUGAUUGAUUGACUGCUAUUAAUCACCGCCGACAUCGUUAAUGUCAAAUUCACCUGACGACGAUCACAAGUCUUAUUAUUUCAAAAUAAGUUAUUUUCCGGUUAGGUGAUGAGGUUACAGACGCCGCCACUGUUGCAUUGUGGGACGUGUGUGUGUGUGUGUGUUGUGCUUUGCUAACAUCGGAGGACUGUUGUUGUCCGGAAUUAUUCGAUGGAAAACGUGGGAGUUGAAACAGGCUGCUAACAAAAUAAAAGCCUCAUCGGCUGCUGCAAGAACGCCCAAAGGCAGUGGAGUCUUCCUCAUCUUCAUCAUUUCAAUAUUUCAGAGGAGACAGUCGGAGUAAAAAUAGAUUUUCCUUCUACAACUUUAAUGAGUCAUCGCUUCUUGUCGUCGUCGUUUUUAUUCUUUCUCUCAGGGGGGGCCUCCUCUUCCUCGGUCGUCACGGAGACGCCUGGGCUUUGCUCUUUUAGACGUCCAAAAGUCCAUCAUUUUGUCUUUUAAUCCUAUUUUGCCAUCAAUAUUUCUGAAAGGACAGUAAAUGACAUUGGCCACGUCCCACAAUGCAUCAGAAGGGCUGCACACAGGAAAUGCUUGUCACACAAAAACGUCAUUGUCAGUAUUUUAUUUAUUAGUUGACGUGCUUUUCACAAUCUGUGCUAGCUUGUUGUGUUUACUAAGCAAACAUGUGACAACAUGGCCGCUCUGCAAAGUGACGGACAGGAACUUUAAUGUAACUCCGCCUCCUCGCCAACAGGUGCUCUCACCGUCGCUGACCUUUGCACUGCAAGCGUCCCGACUCAAACGUUCCCGUAAUUUCAUUUCCUUUACUUCUGUUUGACAAAAGUGCUUCAAAUGAUGAAUGAAUGCUUUUAUUUUCUCAAUUUGUAAGCUGAUGUAUAUUUUCAAAUUAAAAAUGUUAAGACUUGUGGUGUCUUGCUACCCUAACUGGUCACAUGACCACGUUUGAUGCUUCACUUUAUCAAAUGUGUUUAUUGUGAAGGUGGCCAGGAAGUCACAGGUCCUCUUAUAUGAGGGGGAGAUGACCUUCAAAAUAAAAGACAGGAAGUACAAUUCAGAGAGG